This is a messenger RNA of Mobula hypostoma (lesser devil ray), 3339 nucleotides long. RefSeq names its product ADP-ribosylation factor-like protein 13B. The record is from RefSeq and is a predicted model, not a curated record. The transcript has 3 exons. The coding region runs from base 1116 to 1415 and encodes 99 amino acids. NCBI's taxonomy places the organism in Eukaryota, Metazoa, Chordata, Chondrichthyes, Myliobatiformes, Myliobatidae.
CUUUCCAGAAGUGGCUGUGUGACCUUGACUUGACUAGAAGAAAGAUCAAGUCAACCAGCAGGGGUGUAGCUGAGGCAGCAGAGACAGGAUCAUCAUGGGUGUGGACCAAGUAUGUCCAGAGGGGCAGAUAGUCAGACAGUGUAUACAUCUUUUGCAAACCCUUCAGUAGUUGCAAAGUCACCUGAAGAGCAGACUAUCUGUUGGAUGGAAGCGACCAACAACUCUGAUAGAGGCAUAUGCCAAGUUUUUAAGUUCACCAGUGGGAGGUGGUGCUUUAGCAUUGCUGGCCCACCACCUUGAGGGAGUCUUGACCAUAAGCGGGCCAAAACUCCUGAAGACAGGUGGCAGGUCAACUGAUGAUCCCACUGGUGAUAGCACAGGACAGUUAACAUCUUAGUCCACGUGUAUUUUCAAUUCAAUACCUGCUGCUAUUCUUGUUGUCAGUUUGCAGAAUGCCUGUUGUGUCAUAGUUAACCUUUGCAGCCCUUGCACCCAUGCAGUACUGCUACUUCCAACCUUGCAGCGGCAAAGACAUUGUUUGAGAUCCACCAUCCAUUUGCAUAUUUAAAUAAUCUUUUCCAGACCCCAAAUUCUAUUGAAACCAAACCUCAGAAUCACACAAUUCAAGAUGAUCGCUGAAGCUAUGUGUAACUGUCUCAGAGACGUGUUUCAUUGAGAUGUUUAUUUUAUAUGUUUCUGUCAUAAAUUCAUAAUUAUUUGAGUUCAUAGCUGUAAAAAAGAUUAAAAAUGUAAUAAAUAAGAUGUUAAAAGGAUAACACUAAUAAAAAAAUUGUUUAAAACAUAUUACCUUAAAAUAUUGUUUGAUUAAGAAUUUUGUGCUUUUUAUAUAAGGUUUUAUUUACUGUAGAGUGUAAUGGGUCACAUGACCAGAGUUUAAUAAGAGCAUGACUGUGGCAUUAUGGGUCAGAACCAACAUGGAGGCAGAGAAAGACUUAUGGUCCUAAAAUAAUCUUAUUCUGCAUGUGCUCCAAGAGGCGCACACGGUAAUUGCAGAAUGUCAGAAUGAAGAGGAAAUCGAAGGGCAGAAAGAAAAGAACAAUCGAAUCCCUAAUGGAGAACCUCCACUAAAUAUUGCAGAACAGGGACCAUCUAAGAUGGAAAAGAGUACCAGAGAUACUGUUCCAAAUGAUGAGCCACUGAAAUUGGGUGCCACUGCAGAAGCAGUAACUGAUAAGCUCCAAGUACCUGGAUCGCACCAGGAAAUGCAAGACUCUGUGACAGGGAAGAAAAAGUCCAAGAAGUUUCGUAUGAAGACGAAGAAUACUGUUGGACCAGGCAAUGUAGGGGAUGACUCUGGAAAUUUAAGCGUAAAUCGUUUGUCUGAUUUUUACACUAAGCCAUUGCCACCAGUACCAACAAGUCAGAAACCAGACUCUGAGGCCCUUGAUGUCUGAAGGUCUCGGCGGUCUGAAGGUCGUGAUUCUCUUUAAAGAGAAAUAAUUGUAUGUAUAGUCACGACAUAAAAAAAGUUGUUUUAUGAAAUCAGGGAAGACCUGUGGGACCUACUACUAAGAAGAAAAAGAAUUGAAUAUUGCUCCAGAAAUUGAUCCUUUGUACUGAAAAACACUGGCAUUUUAGCAAUGCAAAACAUGACAGACUUUGUGGCAAGUUUUUUGCAGAUCUACUGAAAACUGGCAGAAUAAAAUAGUUGGAACAAAAAUUAGUUUUAAUAUAGUACAAACCACCAUGAAGUCUUCGGAGCUUAAUGGAGAUAGAAGAGACUGCAAAUGCUGGAAAUCAGGAGCAACAUAAAGUUGGAGGAGCUCAAUAAGUCAGGCAAUGUCAAUGAAGGGAAAAUGUAUACACACCUUUGAACUGUUGGGCUGCUUCUGGUUAAGCUCCAAUAACUACUUUAAGAUGUCAUUAAAGUGGUUCAUUCUCAGCAAACAGAAAUCACAUCUAUGUUGAUUAUGGUCAAGUGAAGAAUUGUUACAGUUGGAACUUGGGCUUCCCAUUCUGAGAUGGUGAUAUAUGUUUUUCCAGAGAGCACUUUUUAAUGUAGGUAUGUUGGUGGUCACUAAAGGUAUAUGUGCAAUUUAAGCUUUAUCUUGAUAACUGAAGAGUUCAUUUUACUCUGCAAUCAAGAGUUUUCAGAGACUAUUUGAAUACCUUUACACAUCUGUCAAAGAUGUCUUCAAGCACUUUAGUUUUCAAGCACUUUACAUAUCUUUCAAAAUAAAGAAUCAUUAAGUUUCAGAAAAUACUAGUUUUUAAAAAGAUUCCUGUUAAAUUGCUUUCUAUUAUAAAGCACCAUAAGGGUUUAAAUUAUCAAAUUGAAAUUUCAUUUGAAUAAACUUUUUACUUUCAAAACUACUGUAUUUAGAAUCCAAUGAGAUGUUGAAAAUACCCAUGAUUGUCACUUCAGUUUGAGAGUAAUGAGAUAGUUUGCUUGUGUUUUCUGAGAAAGAAGUUGUUAACAUCACAACUACGAUCAGCUCGACAGUAUAUAUUAUGUCAUGAAUUGUUUUUAUUCCACUUUUCCAAUAUCCCUUUCUGCAUGUAUUUUUAAACUACAUCAAUCACAAAGCUAUUUAACAGUUGUAUAUUCUCAUACAGUAACUGAAUCCUAAUGGUUUUUCUUCAAUGAAACAUUUAACAUUCAAGCAUUGUUUCAUCAGUUAAAAUGAUCACAACAAAUCCAAAUAUAUUUCAGUGCAAGAUAACAUUUUUCAAAUGCAGUUGGUGCUUAGUUAGAUUUUAUACAUCUCAUAAAUUCAUAAAUUUUGAAGUUUUCAUGAAUUUUGUUUUUCUGAAACCGUACAGUAGGUGAGUCCCAACCCUUUAAAUACUGUCUUCUCCCAAUAAUACAACCUGGUUCACCUGAAGACAUUGUUUCAUAUUUAGAGUACAAAUGUCAGCAACCAUCAGGUAUCUUGCUGAGUAGGGACGUUAUAUGUUAUAAGCCUGAACAUAUUUUUGUCACACAAAUACCUAGCUGAUAUGAAUGAACAAUUGCAACAUUGCAACUCAAACCAAAGCUGUUUUCCAAAAUUCACACUUGAAAUCCCAUGGGUAGAUCUCAAAUAAUUCCCUGUGCUCUGGCAUCACUUGCUUUACCUUCCCCUCUCACUGAUCCUCAUAUUUGUCAUGAUCUAGGGCUUAAUCUGUGACUUGUUUGUACAGAAUACAACUAAUACAGUGGCAUGCAAAAGUUUGGUCACCCUGGUCAAAUUUUCUGUUACUGUGAAUAGCUAAAUAGUAAAAUGUCUUGUACUCAGAAACUGAUGUCUGAUAUGUUAAUAGGUUAAUAGAACCUUCAGGGCUCAAUUUCUUAAUUGAAAAUUUCAUGAUGUUUUUGAAAUAAAAGAAUUACUCUUA